This is a messenger RNA of Pezoporus occidentalis (night parrot), 1333 nucleotides long. It is a transcript of the gene FUNDC2, whose product is annotated as FUN14 domain containing 2. NCBI's taxonomy places the organism in Eukaryota, Metazoa, Chordata, Aves, Psittaciformes, Psittacidae. The record is from RefSeq and is a predicted model, not a curated record. The coding region runs from base 115 to 513 and encodes 132 amino acids. Gene Ontology annotation, biological process: autophagy of mitochondrion. The transcript is spliced from 5 exons. Gene Ontology annotation, cellular component: mitochondrial outer membrane.
GCCCCGGUACCGUCCGCGGCGCCGCCGCCGCUACGUCACAGCGGCCUUCCCCCGGUGAACGCGCUUACGCCGCCGUGUGGGGUUACUUGGCCGCGGCGGGCCGCUGGCGGAGGAAUGGCGGCGCGGGGCGGAGGUGCGGAGGACUCCUUCAACGUCCUGGACCUGGCGGAGUACACCAAGAAGCAGCCUUGGUGGCGCAAGAUCUUCGGCCCCAGCUCGGGGUCGAGCGCUGAGAAGUACAACGUGGCCACGCAGCUGCUGAUCGGAGGGGUGACGGGAUGGUGUACUGGAUUCGUCUUCCAGAAAGUUGGAAAGCUGGCAGCGACAGCGGUGGGAGGUGGCUUCUUCCUACUUCAGAUUGCAAAUCACACGGGAUACAUCAAAGUGGACUGGAAGCUGGUAGAACGGGACAUGAACAAAGCCAAGCAGCAGCUGAAAUUUCACAGCAGUGGUAACAAAAUGUCUCCAGAAGUGAAAAGCAGAGUGGAUGAGAAGCAGUUCCAGCCAGUCUAGUAGCAUGAGCCCAGGUGUGUACCCCCGUGGCCAGGAAGACCAACAGCAUCCUGGCCCAUAUCAGCGAUAGUGUGGCAGCAGGGCCAGGGAAGUGAUCACCUCCCUGUACUGAGCACGGUGAACGUAAAGACGUAUACAAAGACAUGUAGACAUGGCAAUUAGUGACAUGGUUUAGUGGUGGAUUUGGUGAUGAAAGGUCUUUUCCAACCUAAAUGAUUGAGGCCACCAGCCUUCCCCCCCUCUCCGCAAGUGACCAUGGGCUGCCUUAAUAAACCCCUCUCUUUGAUGAUCUUGGUACCAAUCACCCCUGUUCCAAAUAAGUUGAUGCUUCUGGGGUGGGAGGUGAUUCUACUGCCACCCUGGCUCCUGAGCCUCUCUGCUGAGCAAGUUUGUACCACCUGAGUAGAACUGGGCCUGGAGACAGGGCUUAUCAAUAGGCAUGACAGAAGCCUAUAUAUUUAUUUUUUAUCAUCUGUUGGUAACUUUCUUUCCACUGCUCCUGCUCAGGUAAGACACAAUGGAAAAACGAGCAACUCACCCAAGUGUUUGAGGUGCUUCACACAUUGUGAUCACUUUCCCCUCCUUUGCAAGAAUAUUAAAGCCCUUAUGUUGUCUUAAGGGUUUGCUUUUUGAGGGGAGGCAGUGGGAGGAAAAGGCCAGCCCUGAAUUAUUCCAAUCCUGAGCAUGAGUUAUAAAAAUACCAAGCAGCUUCUGUUUAAACAUGAUGAUAUCACACUCAGCCCUGGACGGUGAAUGGCAGCCAAGCCGCCUGGCUUGCAGCUACCUUGUAUUCUCAAUGAACAACCAAGCUGAGACCACA